AAGCGAGACCUGCAGCCAAGCCGCGCACCUCCUCGUAUCUCCUUGCAUUUUGAGAGUUCCAAUAUGGAAUUCCACGCGGCUGAUGCUCACGCCAAGCAAGACCCUUACCCUCAGAAUCUGCUCAACGCCCCGCCUGUGUCCCUGCGACUUCGUGCGCGACCCUGGUGGUUCCCAGUUCAGGAACUCAGCAAUCCUCUGGUGCUCUACAUGGAAGACUGGUUAGCAAAAAGGAUCAUAGGCCCAGACCAUACCGAAAUCUCAGAAAUGGAGUGGAUGUGCCAAGCCCUGCUAAGAGUGGACUCAGCCGACUCUGGGAACCUAGCUGAAAUCACCAUCUUUGGACGACCCAGUGCACAGAUUCGAUUAAAAAAUAUUCUCUUGAACAUGGCUGCCUGGCACAAAGAAAAGGAAGCCCAAAGAGCUACGAAGAUAAACGAAGUUGAAGAGUUCUUGAAAGUCCGUGCCUCCUCCUUCUUAAGCAAGUUAAGCCCCAAAGGGGUGAAGCUGGUUGGCAGCCCGCUUCCACCGGAGUGAAGAGAAACGCGGCUGGAUUCUUAACCCACUACUACCUGCCUUCACGAGCACCUUCUGCUUAUUUUUCUUUGCAAAUAACAAUUUGUAGAACUAUUCCAAUAUAAAAAAAAAAUUUUUUUUGGUAUGCAGUUGGUUUCGUCACAUACAGUAAAAUUUAUAAAUAAACCUUGACUAUUCAGUUGA
Mastomys coucha (southern multimammate mouse) is the source of this 717-nucleotide messenger RNA. It is a transcript of the gene Ooep, whose product is annotated as oocyte expressed protein. Bases 64 to 534 code for a protein of 156 amino acids. NCBI's taxonomy places the organism in Eukaryota, Metazoa, Chordata, Mammalia, Rodentia, Muridae. The record is from RefSeq and is a predicted model, not a curated record. The transcript has 3 exons. Gene Ontology annotation, cellular component: apical cortex; protein-containing complex. Gene Ontology annotation, molecular function: RNA binding. Gene Ontology annotation, biological process: establishment or maintenance of apical/basal cell polarity; embryonic pattern specification.